CUUUAUUUUCCUUAUACUCAGCAAUUUUCAACGACGACACCAAUUAAACACUUAUAAAACAUUACUUGUUAAUUGUUGUUACAAUGUAUCCCGGAAAUUUUUUCUUGCUUUUUAUUGUAUUGGCAGUUCCAUUUAUAUGUAAUAAUAGUAAAGGCCAACUUUUCGAACAAGAUUUCGACAAAUUGUGGCAACAAUUUAAGGAAAAAUUCAAUAAAUCCUACACAAGUUUUCAUGACAUUAGUAGAAGAGCAGCAUGGGAGGAUAACUUUAAAACAAUUGACAUACACAACAAGGAAGCAGAAAAGGGCCUCCAUUCAUAUUUUAUUAAAGAAAAUCAUUUAAGUGACUUGUCUCCUCAAAGUUACUUGCAACAAAUGGUGAAAUUGACAAAAAGUUUUCAUAGAAGAACACCGCAGGAAGACACAAUGAGUUUUAUAAAACAUGGGGAAAUCCCAGAAGAAUUGAAUUGGGUCGAAAAAGGUUUUGUUACUCCCAUUUACAAUCAAAAGGAUUGUGGUUCUUGCUAUGCAUUUAGCAUUGCUGGAGCUGUACAGGGACAAAUAUUCAAGCAGACCCACAAACUUGUACCUCUAAGCGAGCAGCAAAUUGUCGACUGCAGUGUAAAAAGUGGGAAUUUCGGAUGUGGUGGUGGUUCUUUAAGAAACACACUUAGAUAUUUGGAAAAAACCGGUGGAUUGAUGGCAUACAGCGAUUAUCCCUACAAAGCCAAGCAACAAACCUGCCGAUUUAAUAGGUUCAAAACGAUUGCAAACAUUAGUUCCUGGGCUAUAUUACCCGCUAGAGAUGAGAAGGCGAUGGAAAUGGCCGUUGCAAAAAUUGGACCAAUAGCUGCAUCAAUAAAUGCCAGCCCUAGAACAUUUCAGUUGUACCAUAAGGGCGUCUAUGAUGACCCACUGUGCUCUUCCAACACUGUUAAUCACGCGAUGUUAAUAGUUGGGUAUACUAAAGACGCCUGGAUUUUGAAAAACUGGUGGGGUAAGCACUGGGGAGAAAAUGGAUAUAUGCGUUUAAAACGCCAUAAAAAUAGAUGUGGAGUGUCUAAUUAUGCAGCAUACGCUGUGGUGUAAUGGAAAAUACAUUUUUUGUUAGA
Messenger RNA from Brassicogethes aeneus, 1111 nucleotides. NCBI's taxonomy places the organism in Eukaryota, Metazoa, Arthropoda, Insecta, Coleoptera, Nitidulidae. The record is from the annotation of a GenBank genome assembly.